Messenger RNA from Arabidopsis arenosa, 1410 nucleotides. The record is from the annotation of a GenBank genome assembly. NCBI's taxonomy places the organism in Eukaryota, Viridiplantae, Streptophyta, Magnoliopsida, Brassicales, Brassicaceae.
GGAGUUGAAAGUUGCGUUUUUUAGAUUUGUAAGUGUUUUAGAGAUGGAUGAGAGUAAUCAUGGAGGUUCAUCAAGCUCACUCCCACCUUUCCUCACCAAAACAUACGAGAUGGUUGAUGAUUCUUCAUCCGAUUCAAUCGUCUCGUGGAGUCAGAGCAAUAAGAGUUUCAUCGUUUGGAAUCCGCCGGAGUUUUCUAGAGAUCUUCUUCCGAGAUUCUUCAAGCACAAUAACUUCUCAAGCUUUAUCCGUCAGCUUAACACAUAUGGUUUUAGAAAAGCUGAUCCUGAGCAAUGGGAAUUUGCGAAUGAUGAUUUUGUUAGAGGUCAACCUCAUCUUAUGAAGAACAUUCAUAGACGCAAACCUGUUCAUAGCCACUCUUUACCGAAUCUUCAAGCUCAGCAAAACCCGUUGACGGAUUCAGAACGACUGAGAAUGAAUAAUCAGAUUGAGAGGUUGACAAAAGAGAAAGAAGGAUUGCUUGAUGAGUUACAGAAACAAGACGAGGAACGAGAAGUGUUUGAGAGGCAAGUUAAAGAACUUAAAGAACGGUUACAACACAUGGAGAAACGUCAGAAAACAAUGGUUUCGUUUGUUUCUCAAGUAUUGGAAAAACCAGGGCUUGCUUUGAACCUCUCGCCGUGUGUUCCCGAAACAAACGAGAGGAAAAGAAGGUUCCCUAGGAUCGGGUUCUUUCCCGAUGAACCGAUGUUGGAAGAGAACCAACCAUGUGUUGUUGUGAGAGAGGAAGGCUCUACAAGCCCGUCUUCACACACAACAGAGCAUCAAGUGGAACAGUUAGAGUCAUCGAUAGGUAUUUGGGAGAAUCUUGUAUCGGAUUCUUGUGAGAGUAUGUUACAAUCAAGAAGCAUGAUGACACUUGAUGUGGAUGAAUCAUCUACUUGUCCACAAAGCCCUCCUCUUUCUUGCAUACAGCUAAGUAUCGAUACACGUCCCAAGUCUCCUCCUUCUCAAAGGAUCAUCGACAUGAACUCUGAGCCCGAUGUUUCGAAAGAGCAGAACACUGUUGCUGCUGCUCCUGCUCCUCCUCCAGUAGCAGGAGCGAAUGAUGUCUUCUGGCAGCAGUUUUUCUCAGAGAGUCCUGGCUCAACCGAGCAACGGGAAGUUCAAUCAGAGAGGAAAGAUGAUAAAGAUCAAGCCAUACGUAGUGAGAAAUGUUGGUGGAAUUCGAGGAAUGUAAAUACAAUUACAGAACAGCUUGGACAUCUGACAUCUUCAGAGAGAAGUUGAUAUGUCAAAGAUUAAAUUAUAGUCUGUUUUAGUUUCUUGUAAAAUAGGUUUUCUCAGUUUAUUUAUUACAUGUAUGAUCUUUCACAGUUCAUUGUAGCAGACUUCAAUGGUAAUGAUAAGCUAGACCUUAUGGAUAUUAUUAAUAAAAUGAGAUUGACCUC